This is a messenger RNA of Filobasidium floriforme, 1524 nucleotides long. RefSeq lists its product as uncharacterized. The record is from RefSeq and is a predicted model, not a curated record. Gene Ontology annotation, cellular component: cytoplasm. Gene Ontology annotation, molecular function: zinc ion binding. The transcript is spliced from 7 exons. The coding region runs from base 1 to 1524 and encodes 507 amino acids. Lineage: Eukaryota; Fungi; Basidiomycota; Tremellomycetes; Filobasidiales; Filobasidiaceae.
AUGUCCAGCAUCCUCCGGUCCAAGCUGUUCGCCUAUGGCGUCGUAUCGACCGGUGUCGCCGCCGCCCUCGUUUCGCAUGUCUACAAUCAACGCCAGAACUUCUACUCGGCUGCUGUUCAGAUGCAUAGGUCUACAGGGAGUGCUAUUAUCUUGGGAAAUUUUGCGGCAUUUCUGUGCAUACUCGCCGGAUAUCUGUUCAAGGCCAUCUUCUUCGGAACUUUGAGGACUAUCGAGGUCGAGCACUUUUACGACAAAUCAUGGUUCUUUGUGACGGAAUCUAUGCUAGCAUUGACCUUUUUCCGGCAAGUAACAAGGGACGACUUCAACCCGCCUUUCAUCGCCCUGUUCGCUGUACUCUACUUCCUCCGGAGUUUCCACUGGAUAGCAGGGGACCGGAUCGACUAUAUGGAACAAAUCCCCUCCCCAGGCCCGUCGAAGCUCUUUCACCUCCGCAUGAUCGCCUCGCUCGCUUUCUUCCUGUUCUGGGAUGUCCUGUCUACCUACGUUUGUCUCUCGAGCCUCAUCUUGGACAAGGAUGCUAUCAGGCGGGGGACAGCAUUAGGGGGAUUGGGAGGAAGCUCGAUCUUGUUUGCUGCUGAGUUCGCUAUCACCCUGGCUAGGGGUAUCAAUAUCACCGCGAAAUAUAUCGUCAACGUGAUCGACAUCUGGAGAGCUCGUGGGCAAGAAGAUGCGCCCGCUUGGGAAGGCAAGAGCAUGUGUGUUUCGUUCGUCGACCUAUUACAUGAUGCGCUGCGUUUGGUCAUUUACGCCAUCUUUUUUUACACCAUCUUUACACUCUACGGCUCCAUCCCUCUCAAUCACAUCCACUCGCUUUACUCGGCUGUCAGGUCAUUCUCUGCGCGGAUCCGCGAUCUGCUCAAGUACCGUAUGGCCACGAAGAACAUGGAUGCCAAAUAUCCCGACGCUACCGAGGAAGACAUUCGUGGGAUGGGAGGCGAAAGCUGCGUCAUCUGUCGCGAAGAGAUGGUUCCUGGGAGCGGAAGGGUACCGGGCAGGAGAGAGGGACCGAACGAUACGCCGAAAAAGUUGGGAUGCGGGCACGUCUUUCACUUUCAUUGUCUGCGCAGCUGGUUAGAAAGGCAACAGAGUUGUCCGACCUGGUAUGUGCUGAGGAUCGAGACGAGUCUCUGUCGAUUCGAUAAACUCACCCGCAUGCCCCUUUCCUCGCCAGUCGUCGUACGGUACUCGCUCCUGCUCGACCUUCCGGACCGACACAGCCGGCCGCAGGAGGCCAGCCACCAGCACCUGCUCCUGGGGCUGUACCGGGAGUUCCCGCUGCCGCUCGACCUACCGCCACGGUAUCAGGAGUUCAGCUGCCGACCGGGACUGCUCGACCUGCGGCAGAUCUUCCCGGUGCCAAAUGUCCUCACAAAGGCCCGCUUGGACUCUGGCCGACCUCUUUCGGAGUCGCGCCUCAGAGGAGAUGGCCAGGAACCCAAACUAUUCAAUUUCCAAGCUUGGGUGCAGGGACAUCAGUACCGGGGACGCCUGUCCCUGCUGUAA